GGUACGUACACUAGUGAAAGUAUCAGAUAAUGGAGCUGCUGUGUACAAGUCGGGCUGUUGUUGGUUGUCAGUGGGGGAGAAGAGGGGCGUGGGAAAUAAGAUUCCUUCCAUUCUUCCAAAACGAACCCUACCUUCCACCGCUUGACACCGAAAUUCUCUUCCAAAGGGUUCAUGUUCACUCGUCCACUAGCAUUUCUCAGAACAAUGGCCGAAAACGCAGCGAAGCGCAUCAAGACCGAUGGCGGUGCCCUGACCAUCGGCACCCACAACGGCCACUUCCACGCCGACGAGGCUCUGGCCGUCCACAUGCUUCGCCAGCAUGUUCCCAAAUACACCGGCGCCCGCCUGGUUCGCACCCGCGACCCUGCGCUACUUGAGACCUGCGACAUCGUCGUCGAUGUUGGUGGCGAGUACGAGCCCGCCCGUGACCGCUACGACCACCACCAGCGCACCUUCACCACAACCUUCCCCGACCACCAGACAAAGCUCAGCAGCGCCGGUCUCGUCUACAUGCACUUUGGCAAGGGUAUCAUCUCGCGCAGCCUGCCCGACGCCCCUGCGGAGGACAACGACAAGGUUGGCUUGAUCUGGAACAAGUUGUACGACAGCUUCGUCGAGGCCCUCGACGCUCACGACAACGGCAUCAGCGUCUACGAUUCCGAUGCUCUCAAGGCUGCCGGCAUUGAGAAGCGCUUCUCCAACGGCGGUUUCACCCUCGGUGCCAUGGUCGGCCGCUUCAAUGGCAACUGGAACGAUCCCGUCCCCUCGGACCCUGUGGCUGCCCAGGAGGAGGAAGAUGGCAGGUUCGAGCAGGCCAGUCAGCGUAUCGGUGAGGAGUUCGACCGCGCUCUCGACUACUACACCAAGGCUUGGCUCCCGGCCAGGGAUGUCGUCGAGACGGCCUACAAGGCCCGCAAAGAGUACGAUGCAGAGGGUAGAAUCCUUGUCUUAAAGGGUCAGUCGGCCCCUUGGAAGGAUCAUCUUUACACCCUGGAAGAGGAAGAGGGAGAGCGCGUCCAGAAGGUUCUCUAUGUCCUGUACCCCGAGAAGCCUACACCCGACGCCAAGUGGAGAGUGCAGUGCGUGCCUGAGACUGGCGACUCCUUCCAGAGCCGCAAGCCCCUGCCCGAGGCUUGGAGAGGCUUCCGCGAUGAGAAGCUCGAUGAGAUCACGCAAAUCCAGGGCGGCGUUUUCGUUCAUGCGGCAGGUUUCAUUGGAGGCAACAAGACCUUCGAUGGUGCGUUGGCCAUGGCGAAGAAGGCCUUGGAGUAGGAAUCCAGCGCUGCUAUGAAGAUUGGCAAGCUCGUAGGCGUUCGUUGAAAAAGAACUCGACUUGAUACUCCUCCCGCUGUUUUAAGGCAGAAAAAAGUAUCACCGUCUUCACGUUUAGCACUAUCAGUCCAUAUCCUGAAAACAUAUUUGUAAAACA
Molecule: messenger RNA, 1429 nt
Organism: Neurospora hispaniola
Lineage: Eukaryota; Fungi; Ascomycota; Sordariomycetes; Sordariales; Sordariaceae
Product: MYG1 protein
Exons: 1
Coding region: 172-1272 (366 amino acids)
Cellular component (GO): cytoplasm; nucleus
Source: RefSeq, a predicted model, not a curated record